AUGAUCGUAAUAGAUUUUUUUCUUCUGUUGACCACCGAUUCCGUGUGGAGCUGCCCAGCUCGUGAACGAAGGUCGGAGAUUUAACUAUUUAUACGGGGUGUUGGCCGACGUAGGGCACAGUCAAGUCCAGCUCAAAGACAAGACAAGAUCUCACAAUGAACGGUUUGAUCAUCGCCUUAGCCACCCUCUCUGUCGCAUGCGCAGCCCCUAGCGGUCUGCUCAUCGGACAUGGAGGUCUUGGUCUUGGACACGGACUCGGUCUUGGAAUUGGACACGGAGCCGUUCUUGCCGGACCUGUAGCCCAUGGAGUAUCUGUAGUAGGACCUGCCACCCACGGCGCUGCUGUAGUCGGUCCAGUAGCUGGACAUGCUGCCGUAGUUGGACCCUCCACUCAUGGAGCUGCCGUAGUUGGACCAGUAGCUGGACCCGCCGCUGUUGUUGGACCUGUUGCUCAUGGUGCCGUCGUAGCUGGACCAGCUCUUGGUCUUGGCCUUGGUGUUGGACACUUAGGUGUUGCCCAUGGAGUAACCGUAGCUGGCCCCCCAACUGUCCCAGCCACCAUCGCUGGACCAGCUGGUGCCAUCCAUGCUGCCGGUCUCUGGGGACCCACCCUUGCCCAUGGUCAUGGUCAUGGUCAUUGGUAAAUAACGUGCCAUCUAUUAUCUACAAAUACCUGUGACUAAAUAAUCCUGAGAUGGUUUGAGGAGAAAAUCACCAAAAUAUGUUUACUAAAUCUAUUGUAAAUUAUGAUACAUACUAGAAUCGCUGUUAUGUAGAUUAGAUUUUCUUAUUCAAGAGACAUUUCAGGAUGUUUUUAGUGACUUUUGGUAACAUGUCUGAUUAACUUUAUGCUGUGACCUAUGAACUGCCUCUGGUUAUUAUACUUAUUGUAUAUUUGUACCAUAGUAUUUAUAACAUGAGCAACUGCGUUCAAUAAAGAACUUUUAUUACGUC
Molecule: messenger RNA, 954 nt
Organism: Anthonomus grandis grandis
Lineage: Eukaryota; Metazoa; Arthropoda; Insecta; Coleoptera; Curculionidae
Product: isoniazid-induced protein IniB-like
Exons: 4
Coding region: 156-644 (162 amino acids)
Source: RefSeq, a predicted model, not a curated record